UCUCAUGGCACUCCGUAGUGUGUGCGUCCGUGGGCGGAGAACAAUCAGGCUGGACUACGACGGCAAUGUGAACACUGAAGUUUGAGAGAUAAAGGCCGGAUCAUGAGACGUUUAUUCUUGCAGUUGCUUGUGCCAAAGCUCUAUUGGUUGCCUCUAUCUUCAUCAUUAUGGCCAAGGCCAACUUGUCCAACACGUGAUUUAGGUAGGCAGUUGGUUACGUAUAUUAAAAGCGUCUUCGCCCUGGCUAGGUUGAUUGUUUUUAAGGUACCUUCUCGCUUUGUGGUCCCGCCCAAAUAUGAGAACUUAAUACGAAUCCGCCGCCAAAGGAGGCAGUGAGAACGAGGGAGAAUACUAGUAGUAUUCCUUGAAAAGGCUUUGCAAUAAUUUUCAGAUGUCUUUUAUUGAAAUUCAUGUGUUGCUGGCUGGUAUGUUGUAGAGA
Molecule: messenger RNA, 439 nt
Organism: Lasiosphaeria miniovina
Lineage: Eukaryota; Fungi; Ascomycota; Sordariomycetes; Sordariales; Lasiosphaeriaceae
Exons: 2
Coding region: 103-336 (77 amino acids)
Source: RefSeq, a predicted model, not a curated record